CUUGAAGACUCCACGCUUCCCGCCUCCAGAGGAAAGAAGCCAUCCAUCUAAAUCGGCUGUCCUCCCCACGUCCCUCCUUUUUCUUUCAGCCAGACGCCACCCUUACCCCUUCUAUUGUGUUGUGUCUUUCGGUUUAGCCCCGCUUGCUACGUAAGACCCCUCACCUCCUUUGUAGCUAGGUGACUUGAGAAUUUCCGAACCUCGAGUUGCAAUGGAGCUGUACGGAAAGAUGGCCUCUGCCCAAGAUGCCAGGUAUGGCCAGAAAGACUCCUCUGAUCAGAAUUUCGACUACAUGUUCAAAUUGCUCAUCAUCGGCAAUAGCAGUGUGGGGAAAACGUCUUUUCUGUUCCGUUAUGCAGAUGACUCCUUUACAUCUGCAUUCGUCAGCACAGUUGGGAUCGAUUUCAAAGUAAAAACUGUAUUCAAAAAUGAAAAAAGAAUCAAGCUUCAGAUUUGGGACACAGCAGGCCAGGAAAGAUACAGGACUAUCACCACAGCUUAUUAUCGUGGGGCCAUGGGCUUUAUUUUAAUGUAUGACAUUACAAAUGAAGAAUCCUUCAAUGCAGUCCAAGAUUGGUCAACUCAAAUCAAAACAUACUCUUGGGAUAAUGCCCAGGUUAUUCUGGUUGGGAACAAGUGUGACAUGGAAGACGAGCGGGUCAUCUCAACUGAGAGAGGCCGACAUUUAGGAGAACAGCUUGGGUUUGAGUUUUUUGAAACAAGUGCCAAGGAUAACAUUAAUGUCAAGCAGACAUUUGAGCGCCUUGUGGAUAUCAUCUGUGACAAAAUGUCAGAGAGUUUGGAGACUGAUCCUGCCAUCACUGCAGCAAAGCAGAACACAAGACUCAAGGAUACUCCCCCUCCACCGCAGCCCAGCUGCAGCUGCUAAUGUCCCCAGACACAUGGGUAGCUCCCGGGGGGCUCUGGUUGCUAACAAACAGCAUUUAUAAAUGGUCUAUUAGCCUUUGUUUAUACUGCCUGUAAUUAUUUGAAGGAAGUCUGAUUCAAUGGCUCGUACAUGCAUUCAAUUCUUGGGAGAUUUCCUGUGUUAAUAUGUGGCAAAUAUGUGAUCUUAAAUUUGUAAGGACUAUCCACCUAUAAACAUGUGGUACUUGCA
Messenger RNA from Propithecus coquereli (Coquerel's sifaka), 1117 nucleotides. It is a transcript of the gene RAB3C, whose product is annotated as RAB3C, member RAS oncogene family. Gene Ontology annotation, cellular component: synaptic vesicle; endosome; plasma membrane. Lineage: Eukaryota; Metazoa; Chordata; Mammalia; Primates; Indriidae. The transcript is spliced from 5 exons. Bases 212 to 889 code for a protein of 225 amino acids. The record is from RefSeq and is a predicted model, not a curated record. Gene Ontology annotation, molecular function: GTP binding; GTPase activity. Gene Ontology annotation, biological process: regulation of exocytosis; protein localization to plasma membrane; protein secretion.